AUGUCAUCGACGGCUCCUCCUGGCGCACCAGCCGCCUCUCCCACCACAAAUCGCGAAACCACAAGAACCUUCGCUAAUGUUGUCGAGAGCCCACCCUCCAAGCCUCAGGGGCCUGAACGACCAUCCUUCCGCCCUGGCCACCAAAAGAUCGCCUUCACGGAUCCUGUUGCGCUGCGGUACCUGGAAGAGGAUCCGUCGACUAUCGUGCUGCACCGACGUUUAACUCUGGAGGGUUAUGAGAUAUACAUUGUUGAGCAGUGGGCAUGCUCGAGGAUACACCCCACUUUCAUCAUUACAACAUACACAGGGGAUACUUCGCAUAAAGUAGUCGUUGGCGUGUUAGGUGUUCCUACAGACCAGUCGGCGUGGUCUCCAAGGUUGAAACUGUACUUCAACGCUGUGAAGCGAUGCCAGCUACGAGAGAAGGAAACGCCUUUGGGUAUAGUCAUGGUGACCGAUCUGAACUCGUUUCCGUCGGGCCUAACGGUCAUACCUGUACCUCAUGGCGAUGUCAUUAAACACCGGGAAGACUUCAUUGUAAAUGAAAACCUGAAGCGGCUAGGCUGCGCUGGGCGAGCCGGGUUGAAGCUCCAACCCCCAGCAACCGCCACCGUGGCAAAGUUUCAUCAACUCUACCGAACGAGCGAAAGAGUUCCCCUCUACAGCGCUGUGAUGGAGCUUGUUAAACAAUGCCAGAUCGCUUUGAUGAUGUUCCUCAACUUAGCACCAGAAUACGUGGACGGGCUACUUUGCGAUAUCACAGAAACUGCUGUAGGGGAUUGGUGGACUGAUUUCGGGAUGGACUUGUACAACAUUGAACCAAGCGAUGGGAAACUUGGACCAACUACAGUGGCAGCCUUGCUAGGAACGCUCAUGGGAGCUCGCAACCGACUUCAUGCAUGGGGUGUUCCCGUCGGUAAGGAUCCAUUUGAUAUAACCGGCCUCAAGCGCGCGAUUGGAAGCUUUCAAAAAUCUCAAAAAUUGAAACGUACCCGGCGUCUGGACCGGCGUACCUUGGAUAGACUACACCGAGUCACUGCCAAGGCAGCAAACGCAGAGGGCUGGACCGAUGCUGUCAAAUCAACAAUGGCCGAGCUCAGUGGUCAUGGUGGUGAAAUGGUCAUGGACAUGGUUCGUGGGAAAGAGAAAGGUGGAAUUGCUGAUAUCGAAAAUAUCGAUAUUGACAACUUCACCCAGCUAAUAACCGGUGAACGGGCAAAAUGGUUAUGGCGAGGGAAACCGCGCAAAAGUGCCAUUGAGUCUAACGGCCCACCAGCUGCAGAUAUGAUGUUCACCACCGACGAACAAGGCGGCUAUGUCUGGACCAGUCGCAAGCGCCAUUCGCACGAAGACUUGGGUGUGAACCCCUCUUACCAGAAAUCAGACCGUUCAUGGAAGCAGUCGGACACGGCUGGUUUUCCCGAAGAGAAGGACCAAAACCUCGGCUCAAUGGUCAAGAGAGGCGUCAGCGGGAAGGUUUUAGAUGCGCGAAUAGGAUUUGGCAAAUUCAAAGACGCGGUCGGGCUACCUGGUCGUCGAUCACUUCUACAGAAGACCAAGGAUGGCCCGGAAGUUGGUGGCGAUGCUGUCCAACUCGCCUUAGCGGAUAGUGAUGUGGAGGCCGGACCGUUGACGACAAUCGAAACAGGUGCUCAGCCCUCGUACGAGGGCGGGCCUUUGCUCGAACCGCGAAUUUCAAAUGACGCGGAACAAAAGCAGCCGCUGGAACCUACCGGGCAAGCCUCUGAAACAGUGCCGCCGGCAAUCACGGUAGACCAUGUUGCAACCAACGAGGACACGGACACGUCCCGUAAAGGCUCUGCAGCCCGAACCGACGACGACUUACAGGACUUAGACCGCUUCAAAUCGCAAUCUACUGAAGCAUCGGGCCUUUCGGGCGAUCAAGAGAAUGUGCCAACAGCCGCAUCUUGUGCCAUGGCCCUGCGAAGACCACAUAGCUGUGACGAAUUAAAUUAUGACAGCGACCUUGACCACAGGAACGAAUAUUGGCCACGACAUUUAUCCUUCAGCACCGUUGAGGAGGUCGUCCUAGCCCGGAAGGGACUAGACGAUAAUAGGAUUUUCGAAAAGCCCGACGCAUCUCUAGAGGAAGCCAUAAUCCACGAGGAUGUGCUGGCCUCUGAUGCACGGAUUUCGGCGUACCGAAUCCGGGAUCUUGAGAUGAAAACAGUCCCAUGGGUCGAGAAUCAAGUGUCUUCGGUUGACAAACUAAACCAAAGACUCUAUGAAACACAUGAGCAACUCAGCUCAGACUAUCUUGAACGAUUUGAGUUAUAUCAACAGGUCCGAGAGAAAUCCAGCGACUUACUAGCUGGAGAGCACGCUCAGCUAACAGAACCCAUGAGACGAGUUGAAAUGCUAGGCGCAAAACUUGACUACGAACUACACGCUCUCGAGUCCAAGGUUGAAGACGUUGAGACCGGACUUGGGGAAUUUGAACGACAUGUUGACGAUAUUGAACAGAGAGUCAAAUCUCUGGUUCGCGGAGAAGAAGAGAAGCAGAACUACUCGUGGCUGGCCUGGUUAUUCAGACUAGGUGGGUGGUAG
This is a messenger RNA of Aspergillus versicolor CBS 583.65, 2568 nucleotides long. Its product is annotated as putative Sin3 complex subunit (Stb2). Lineage: Eukaryota; Fungi; Ascomycota; Eurotiomycetes; Eurotiales; Aspergillaceae. The coding region runs from base 1 to 2568 and encodes 855 amino acids. The transcript has a single exon. The record is from RefSeq and is a predicted model, not a curated record. Gene Ontology annotation, cellular component: Sin3-type complex.